CUCCGCCUGUCAGCUGAGCGAAGAUGGCGGUCGCGAGGAGUGCGGUGCGGCAGAGACUGUUGGGCUUGGCGUCUGUCAAGGCUGUCAACACCUCAUCAAUGAGUACUUUCCCAAAGCAGGUGAAAAUUGUGGAAGUUGGUCCCCGAGAUGGACUACAAAAUGAAAAGAAUAUCGUACCUACUCCAGUGAAAAUCAGGAUGAUAGACAUGCUUUCUGAAGCAGGACUCCCCGUUAUCGAAGCCACCAGCUUUGUGUCCCCCAAGUGGGUUCCUCAGAUGGCUGACCACACUGAAGUCUUGAAGGGUAUCCAGAAGUUUCCUGGUAUCAGCUACUCAGUCCUGACCCCAAAUUUGAAAGGCUACCAGGCAGCGGUUGCUGCUGGAGCCAAGGAAGUGAGCAUCUUUGGAGCUGCCUCCGAGCUCUUCACACAGAAGAACAUCAACUGCUCCAUAGAUGAAAGUUUUCAGCGGUUUGACCAAAUCUUGAAGGCAGCUCGGGCCGCCAGCAUCUCUGUGCGGGGGUACGUCUCCUGUGUGCUUGGAUGCCCCUACGAAGGGAAGAUCUCCCCCGUCAAAGUAGCCGAGGUCAGCAAGAGGAUGUACUCAAUGGGCUGCUAUGAGAUCUCCCUGGGGGACACCAUCGGCGUGGGCACCCCUAGGGCCAUGAAGGAUAUGCUGUCUGCUGUCAUGCAGGAGGUGCCAUUGACUGCCUUGGCUGUCCACUGUCAUGACACCUAUGGCCAGGCCCUGGCCAACACCUUGAUGGCCCUGCAGAUGGGAGUGAGUGUCGUGGACUCUUCUGUGGCAGGACUUGGAGGCUGCCCCUACGCACAGGGGGCAUCAGGAAACCUGGCCACCGAGGACCUGGUGUACAUGCUGGAGGGCUUGGGCAUUCACACGGGUGUGAACUUCCAGAAGCUCCUAGAAGCUGGGACCUUUAUCUGUCAAGCCCUUAACAGAAAAACCAGCUCCAAAGUGGCUCAGGCUACCUGUAAACUGUGAGCCCCUUGCUCACCUGAAGCUCUAGGACUGUGGGAAUAGGGGCACGUCUGGAUGAUUCACUGAUGGACACAUGGAAAUGGGAAUGAAAUCAACAGGAACAGGCACCUCACUGCCAGGACACCUGAGUGAGAGGCUUUGAAUCCCUGAGGACACUUGGGAGUCCAAUUCCCUGGCUUGGGUUAAUCAAGUCUUAUCUCUGCGUGAAAUUAUCCAGGUGGCUUCACAGCUUAACCUUGUCAUGGCCUUCGUGCCUUUGCUCUCUGACUUUGUAGGGCAAAAGGGCAUGGAGGGGGCUUUCCAAGUUGGUAGUGGGCAAAGGGGUACAGGCUGAGCUUCUGCAUUGGCCACCUGCCAACUCUAGCACCCCUGGAAAAUCUCCACUCUGAACAUGAUUUUUGAAAACAGCUAUGUAAUUAAAGAUUUAAUGAUGUAGAAUAAUUCCAUUAUUCUCCAGAUGUGUGUAUAUAUGAGAGUGGGGGAAUAAAACAUCUU
Messenger RNA from Molossus molossus (Pallas's mastiff bat), 1493 nucleotides. RefSeq names its product 3-hydroxy-3-methylglutaryl-CoA lyase (gene HMGCL). Bases 24 to 1001 code for a protein of 325 amino acids. The record is from RefSeq and is a predicted model, not a curated record. Gene Ontology annotation, biological process: ketone body biosynthetic process; L-leucine catabolic process. Gene Ontology annotation, molecular function: hydroxymethylglutaryl-CoA lyase activity. The transcript has 9 exons. NCBI's taxonomy places the organism in Eukaryota, Metazoa, Chordata, Mammalia, Chiroptera, Molossidae.